UCUCUGCUGCGCUCUGGCUCAUCCUGCAGACGUGCACCAGCGGCAGCCGGGCUCGUUUUUGGGCCUCGCCCCCGCGCAGGGGCUUUGAAUGCGGCCGCCCCCAUGAGAACACUGGCCCGGCCUCCUAUCCGUAAGCCUUUGCCUGUGGAAACCGAGCCAUGUGGGCCUGGACUUGGGCCACAGCAGCCCUCCUCUGGCUGCAGACUGCAGGAGCGGGGUCACGGCAGCUGGCCAUUCGUGUGGAGUCCCCUAAUAUCACCACACCCAACCGCGAGGGAUUGCCAGGCUUCUUCAAGCCACCAGAGGUCUCUGGACCUGAACUCUCAGAUGCCCACAUGACAUGGCUGAACUUUGUCCGCCGGCCAGAUGAUGGGGCCACUAGGAAACGGUGCCGUGGCCGGAAUAAGAAGUCGCGAGGCCUCUCAGGUCUCCCAGGGCCCCCGGGACCCCCUGGCCCUCCUGGUCCCCCUGGUUCCCCUGGUAUGGAAGUCACCCCAGAGGUCCUGCUGCAGGAAUUUCAGGAGAUGCUGAAAGAGGCCACGAAACUUCGAUUCUCAGGGCUACCAGAUACAUUGUUACCCCAAGAACCCAGCCAUCAGCUGGUGGUUGAGGCCUUCCACUGCCGCUUGAAAGGUCCUGUGCUGGUGGACAAGAAGACACUGGUGGAGCUGCAAGGAUUCCAGACCCCUACUGCCCAGGGUGCCUUCCUGCGGGGAUCUGGCCUGAGCCUGGCCUUGGGCCGAUUCACAGCACCAGUCUCUGCCAUCUUCCAGUUUUCUGCCACCCUGCACAUUGACCACAGUGAGCUACAGGGCAGAGGCCGGUUGCGUACCCGGGACACUAUACGUGUCCUCAUCUGUAUUGAGUCCCUGUGUCAUCAACACACGUCCCUGGAGGCUGUAUCAGGCCUGGAGAGCAACAGCAGGGUCUUCACAGUGCAGGUUCAGGGGCUGUUGCAGCUACAGUCUGGACAGUAUGUCUCUGUGUUCGUGGACAACAGUUCUGGGGCCGUCCUCACCAUCCAGAACAGCUCCAGUUUCUCUGGACUGCUUUUGGGUACGUAGGGGAGCUGAAGACACGAUGAUUGAGGAGGAACUACAAAG
Molecule: messenger RNA, 1103 nt
Organism: Microtus oregoni (creeping vole)
Lineage: Eukaryota; Metazoa; Chordata; Mammalia; Rodentia; Cricetidae
Product: adipolin-like
Exons: 8
Coding region: 159-1064 (301 amino acids)
Biological process (GO): positive regulation of insulin receptor signaling pathway; negative regulation of gluconeogenesis; positive regulation of D-glucose import across plasma membrane
Molecular function (GO): hormone activity
Source: RefSeq, a predicted model, not a curated record